AUGUCCUACGGAUGGCUGACCGAGAGUUCCCUCCUACCCAGGAGGGCAGUCAAGAUCGGGGGCGUGUCUGAAUCCUCGCUGUAUACGCUGUCGAACCAGAUCUUCAGUCUGCAGCAAGAGCAACAGCAGAAGCCUCUUGAGCGUCUCCCCGGCUUUGACGGCCGCGGCUCCGUCCAGCUCGGGCCCGCAGGGCGAAAGGGAGUGCCAGAGAGCGCGGCAGGGUUGCCUGGGACAAAGGCGGGAGACGGCGAUCAGAGGUUGCGCGGAAGAGAACGGGGAGUGGACACGGAGGCAGAUGAGGAAGGGAGAGUGCGGAGAAGACGAAGGCGGUCACGCGACUCCGAUGUCGAGGAAGACCUUGGAUGCGUGGAUGGAGUCGUGCAACUAGGUUCCGUGAGACGGUGGGGGAGGCCGUCGAAAAAACCUCUCGACUGGCAGGGUCGUCUGAUGGCGGGGAAGAACCCGCGAGUCGAAGAGAGAGCGGCGACAGAUGAGCAAUUCCUUGCGGCCCAUGCGAAGACCGUCGAGGCCUCACGGCGGAAGCUCGAGGAGAAGGCGAAACUCUACGACGAUGUUAUCACCCCGAGGACGGAAGACGACAGGCGAACGACGACAGAGCAGAAACAGUUUCUCUGUGCUCUCAGCAAAGAAACUGAGAGGAGACGAGAGGAAGUUCAAGAGACCAAGAAACAGAGGCUCGCUUUGCUGCGGUCAAGAUUACUCGUCCUACGCGAAGCCGCUGCGGCGGCGGCCGCAGCGGCGGACAGUGAUGCGGCAGCAGACGCACUCAUGAAAGCCGCUAAGGCUGAAGCAACACUGAACAGGGAGAGUGUGGUAGAAGUCGAAUUUGGUCCCGGCAUCCUCUCGUAA
This is a messenger RNA of Neospora caninum, 870 nucleotides long. RefSeq lists its product as hypothetical. NCBI's taxonomy places the organism in Eukaryota, Apicomplexa, Conoidasida, Eucoccidiorida, Sarcocystidae. The record is from RefSeq and is a predicted model, not a curated record. Gene Ontology annotation, cellular component: nucleus. The coding region runs from base 1 to 870 and encodes 289 amino acids. The transcript is spliced from 4 exons.